Molecule: messenger RNA, 1350 nt
Organism: Helianthus annuus (common sunflower)
Lineage: Eukaryota; Viridiplantae; Streptophyta; Magnoliopsida; Asterales; Asteraceae
Product: protein FAR1-RELATED SEQUENCE 5-like
Exons: 3
Coding region: 1-1350 (449 amino acids)
Biological process (GO): regulation of DNA-templated transcription
Source: RefSeq, a predicted model, not a curated record
AUGGAAUUUAGUUCCAUUGAGCAAGCAUAUGUUUUUUAUCAGACAUAUGCCAAGAAGGCAGGGUUCUUUGCUCGAAAAGGAGGUGAACAUCAUAGUGGUGGUAUUAUCAAGACUAAAUACUUUGUGUGUUCCAAGGAGGGGCAUAAACCACAGGCUUUUGAUGAUCCUUUUUCGAAGUUGGCUAAGUCGUAUAAAAGUAGGAAUAGACCGACUAUUCGAACCGGGUGUAAAGCACAAAUUAAGCUUUGUUCGAUGGACUGGGUGUUGUAUAAGGUUGAUAAGUUUGUUCAAGUGCAUAAUCAUUCAUUUGUGUGCCCCAAAGAUAUUCAUUUAUUACCGGCUUAUAGGCAUCUUUCCGAAACACAAGAAGAGAUGAUAUGGGAGCUUGGUACUUUAUAUCUUGGGCCAGUGAAAGCCUUUAAUAUAAUGAGACAAAGAUACAGAGGUUUUGAAAAUGUUGGCGCAACUAUUGACGACUGCAAGAAUUUUAGAGCUAGGAUACAUAGCUAUAUAGAAGAGUAUGAUACAAAUAUGGUUAUCAAUAGGUUAACCGAUAAAAAGCAGUUUAUGGUUGAUUAUUCAUUUGUACAUUCAGUCGAUGAAAACAAGUGUUUAACUGGCCUGUUCUGGGCCGAUGGUUUGUGCAAACGUAACUAUGCUGAGUUUGGAGAUGUCAUAUCCUUUGAUGCUACGUUCAAAACCAACAAGUAUAAAAUGGUUUUUGUACCAUUUAUUGGUAUUGAUAACCAUUGUCGGAAUGUGACGCUUAGAGCCGGGUUACUAGCAUCCGAAAGCAUUGAAUCAUACAAAUGGCUCUUACAAUCAUUUUUGGACUCAUUUGGUAAGCAGCCGAAGGUGGUCGUCACUGAUCAGGACCCGGCGAUGAAACAAGCUAUUGAGGCUGUGUUCGAUAAGAGUAGGCACAAAUUAUAUAUGUGGCACAUAAUGAAGAAAGUUGCCGAUAAGGUGGGACAUGAGUUGUGUAACAAUCCAGAUUUCAAGAGGCGUAUGUGUGACAUUGUGUGGACUGAUUCGAUUGCGCCAGAAACGUUUGAGAGAGAAUGGAAACUGAUAAUGAUUGAAUUCGGUCUAACCGAGAAUAAAUGGAUUGACGAUAUGUUUGGCAUGAGAUCUUCGUGGAUACCAGCGUACUAUCGUCAUGAGCCUAUGUCUGGGCUCAUGCGGACCACCUCCAGAUCAGAGAGCGAAAACCAUUUUUUCUGUCAGGUGGCGAAUUCUCAACUUACCCUUGUUGAGUUUUUUAACCAUUUUGAUGGUGCAAUGGACGUGCAAAGAUUCAACCAUCGGAAAAAUGACCAUAUUUCUAGAAAUACAACCCCAGAUUACUGA